Messenger RNA from Ceraceosorus guamensis, 1080 nucleotides. RefSeq lists its product as hypothetical. Lineage: Eukaryota; Fungi; Basidiomycota; Exobasidiomycetes; Ceraceosorales; Ceraceosoraceae. The record is from RefSeq and is a predicted model, not a curated record. Gene Ontology annotation, biological process: mitochondrial translation. Gene Ontology annotation, cellular component: mitochondrial small ribosomal subunit; ribosome. Bases 314 to 775 code for a protein of 153 amino acids. Gene Ontology annotation, molecular function: structural constituent of ribosome; small ribosomal subunit rRNA binding. The transcript is spliced from 2 exons.
CAGCAGCUGAGUCGUGAGUGCAACGCUUACAACUGGUCGCAUCACGGGCUACUCAACCCAGCCACCGUGACAUCCCCUUCAUUGCGCAGCCCUUCCCAGCUGUGGUCUAUACUAGUACUCCAUCGCCCAUUCUCGCCAGCCAGUCCCAAUGUCCUUCUUGCAGACAUCCUUCCAGCGCGCCGGUAGGCAAUCCCUCAGCCAUGCAUCGAACAUAGCCGGUCCUAGUCGAAUUCCAGCGCGACAACUUUCGAGCGCCAUUGCUGUGAAAGCGGAGAGACCAAGCUCGGGAGUGGGAGGACGAAUCUCUUCUUUGAUGGAGAAUUUGCAGCAACAGCAACAGGAACAGCAGCAGGCAGGGUCAGCAGCGGGUGGCGCUGGCAGAGCUCCCUCUUUGGGUCCCGCUGUCAAAGUUCCACCUCUCGUAAGGAGUCAACACUACGUCCCAGCCACUCUCAACGUGCAGACGCACGCACCUCGGACCUAUUUCAGAGCGAUCCCUCUCUUGGGACCAGGACGUGCUGAAGCAGAACUCGUUGACCAGCUCCAUAAGCUUCAACUGCGACCCGGCCACCCAUCCUUAGCCGACGACUCGUACAAGAACCCCGUACUGCUCAUGCCUUACAUCUCUGACAUGGGCAAGAUCAAGAGGAGGGCAUUGAGUAGGUUGACGAGGAGAUCCCAGAGGGAAGUCGGUAAAGCUAUCAGGAGAGCUCGGGCGAUGGGACUUGUACCCAUCAUGAGCAACCAGGACAGUGCAGGAUGGAGACUGCGAUGAUUCGGAUUCAGCGCCAACGCCCAGUCUUUUCAGCAAAUUGUUUGUUGCUUAUGCAUCAUUCACACCCUACUGCCAACUCGUGCAUUUAAGAUGUCGACAUUUCCUAUGGCUGCGGCGUCAGGCGACCUGCGGCAAUGGAUGGCGUGUCAAUGCAUUCCCUAGCUAGCUAUCUGGCUACAUGGACGGCGGCAGCCCAGAGACAGCUCACUGCACGCUACGUCCGUGUACUACUGGCAUUGCGUGCAAGAUGAAAGUAUAGGAAACAAGUAUGCAAGAGUCAUUCAUGAUGGGAGAGACAAGUGAUU